AUCUCAAGAUAUAUGCCUCCUCCUCAUCAUUUUCAUCUCCAUUUCAAUUUUCAUUUCAGAACCUAACAAAGGCACCUAGAACGUCAAGAGGAAACAUUUUAAAAUCAUCUGAAGGAUCGAAUGGCAAUAGUCCAUCAGCCAGCCCCUGGGGCAGCAUCAUUGACAACCUCAAUGGACUCCUUUGUACAUUGAGAGAAAAAUUUGUUCCUCCAGUUCUUGCUCAGAAGAUAUUUUCUUAGGUUUUUACGUAUAUCAAUGUGCAACUCUUUAAUAGCCUUCUUCUAUGUCGAGAGUGUUGCACUUUCAGCAAUGGGGAAUAUGUGAAGUCUGGUUUGGCUGAAUUAGAACUGUGGUGUUGCCAGGCAAAAGAAGAGUAUGCGGGCUCGUCUUGGGAUGAACUCAAACAUGUUAGGCAGGCUGUUGGAUUUUUGGUUAUACAUCAGAAAUCUAGAAUUUCAUACGAUGAAAUUACAAAUGACCUAUGCCCAGUAAGUUUCUCUUCUCUUGCAAAACUGGGAGAACAUCAACUGUGGAUGUUUCCAGGAUGCAAUAUUCCGAGUAGUGGCUGCAAUACUCCACUUAGGGAAUAUCAAAUUUUCAAAGGGGACAGAAUCAAAUUCCUCUGAACCCAAGGAUGAGAAAUCACGAUUCCAUCUCAACACAGCAGCUGAGCUUUUCAUGUGCAAUGAGAAGUCUCUUGAGGACUCUUUAUGCAAACGUGUGAUUGUGACCCGAGAUGAGACCAUAACAAAGUGUUUGGAUCCAGAUUCUGCAGCUCUCAGUAGAGAUGCUCUGGCUAAAAUUGUUUAUUCAAGAUUGUUUGAUUGGCUUGUGAACAAGAUCAAUAACUUUAUUGGUCAAGAUCCUGAUUCGAAGAACUUGAUUGGGGUUCUAGAUAUUUAUGGAUUUGAGAGUUUCAAAACAAACAGUUUUGAGCAAUUCUGUAUCAAUUUGACAAAUGAAAAACUACAGCAACAUUUUAAUCAGCAUGUUUUCAAGAAGGAGCAAGAAGAAUAUACAAAAGAAGAAAUUGACUGGAGUUAUAUAGAGUUUAUUGACAAUCAAGAUGUUCUUGAUCUCAUUGAAAAGGCCAUAUGAUUUAGACUAUUACAUUACUGAAUAUGAUGCAUCUUAAUCGGAGAACUUUAUUUGAUAUUGGGUAGUUAUUUGGAUAUUCAAUGAUAUAAAGUUAUAUGGGAUUGUCCGGGAAAAUAUUGGAUACAGUUUGAUAUUGGGUAGUUAUUUGGUUAUUCAAUGUGAAAGAAUCAAAAGUGUUUUUAUUUGUUGACUAAGUUUGCUAGAGACUGGAGUUUCUUGUUGUAAUUUUCUUCAAUCUGAUCUUCUAUCAAACCUGUAUUUUUUCAUAUAUUUAUACAAGUUCAUUUUUUUUUUAAAUCUGGGAACUUUAUUAGUAUGGAUUUAUAACAAGUACGAGUCUUAUUUGUAAAAUUUUAUUAAACUGUGUUUUCUGUAACAUUUAUCUUGAAGCUGACAUAUCUAUGAUCUGUCAAAUAUUGAAAUAAUUUGAGUUUAUUUUUGAAGUUUGACUUAGUUAUUGAUUUGCUUAACUCCCUACCCUCCCUGCUGAGUAUAGAGUGGUCUUUUUUUUUAGGGGAUUUAUUCAACUUCAAUCAGUUGGUGAGGCAUAUAAAUUGUUCUACCUUGGGCCCCUUCAAUUCACAAAAAUUAAGAAGGGUAAUAGAGCAUGUUGGCUUUCUUGCACCCACAAGUAUUCAGAAUAGCAAUUCAUACAUACACAUUCUUUCAAAUAAUUAAUUGUCACAUACUUCAGCUUUUGAUAAUUCCAUGUUGACUUUUGCUAUACAAUAGCUGCUUGAUUGGACAUUGUCAUUUGAUAGACAUGUUUUUCUUCUCUUUGCUAGAAUCUAUCAUUUGAUGAAUGAGAGAGUAGUUGGAAGUUCAUUUCUUUGUUUCUAUUUUAAUGUACAUGUUCUUCUAUUAUUUCAUAAACCUGGAGGAAUCAUUGCUCUUUUGGAUGAGACGUGGUAUAUAUACAAGCUUUUAUGGAAUAACCUCUUUCAUUCAUUUUUUUAAGAUAGGAAUAUUUACAGUUUACUUUAGAUUUAUUGUUCUAUGUUAGUGAGGUUG
Molecule: messenger RNA, 2109 nt
Organism: Humulus lupulus (European hop)
Lineage: Eukaryota; Viridiplantae; Streptophyta; Magnoliopsida; Rosales; Cannabaceae
Product: myosin-8-like
Exons: 11
Coding region: 679-1098 (139 amino acids)
Biological process (GO): vesicle transport along actin filament; actin filament organization
Cellular component (GO): vesicle; myosin complex; actin cytoskeleton
Molecular function (GO): actin filament binding; ATP binding; microfilament motor activity
Source: RefSeq, a predicted model, not a curated record